UGGAUCCCAUAAUAGGAUAAAGUAAUAAGUAACUUGGAAGUGUGGCUCGCGUAAGAGCCAUAAAAAGGGAUCAAAUAAUAAAUAAAAGGGAUUACCAACAACAUGCGUUAGAAUGUUGCAGUGCGAAGUGUUUUAUACAGCAGAUGGCGCUCUGCGCCAAUUCAAGACCCCUUGAAAACAAAGGCAUGUCCAAUCUUAUUGGAUCUGUAGACACUUGUGUUUUAGGCGUAAGGAAGUAGAAGUUCUGUUGUAAUUAAAUUGCAAGGCAACACCAUGCAGAUUUCAUAAACAAUAAAAGCAGUGUACUUUAAUUUAAUAUUAUCUUAAUAAAUGAAUGAAUGUGAUGAGAUAAAGUUCUUAAAACGUGUAUAUGUUUCAUUUCGUAGGUUAUAAUUAUUGUUAGAGACAUAAGCAUUAUGAAGACUUUCUCCUACAAAGCGAAACUAAACCAUUUAUGUCUGUUUGAACACGAACUUAUGCAGCUGUUGUUGGUUAAGAAACCUACUGGUGUUAACAUUGUUCAGGAGCGUUCACCUUCUUCUAACGUAUUUUCAAAAAUCGAAUUGACAUGUUUGGCAGAUUAUUAUUAUCAAGGAACACAAAACACGUGGGCAUAUUAACAGUUGUUUGCAUAUAGUAAAUAACAAUGAAAUAAACAUACUAUGUUAUGUCACUCAUGUUUUUGAUACUUGAGUUCUUUAAUUCUUUAAUUCGCAUAUUUCCCUGACACUUUGCUUCUAUUAACAAAUAGACUGCAAAUGUGGAUUACAUGCUAUUAAGUAUUAUUACACAGGGUGAUAUACGUGUAUGUUAAAAUUGGAAAUAAUGAGAUUAUUCAGAGUGAUGAGAAAGCUUCAUAGAAGAUAAUUUUUAAUCAAGAAAGCACAGAAUGAUGUGUACCAUAAACAAAGUUAAUCCUAGAUUCCUUUUUAGGAGUUAUUUUAAUAUAUUAAUUUAUGAAUUAAAUAAAAGCUGUUGAAACAGUCCACUCCUAUAAUAUGUGUACUUGGUUGAGAUAGAAGAUUUUAAUAAAAUGUCAGUUGCUUCCUGUUCAAAAGUUAAAAUAAUGGAUAUUGUAAAUAGCAAAGAAGAGAUGAUAUACGAAAAAUGGGAAUGUUUUCAUAAUUGGGUACAUUGUAUAUGCAUUGUUACUUUUGAUCUUGAAUUAGGUCAAGCUAUAGAGGCUAUAUAUCCACCUCAUAUCAAGUUAUCCGAACAAGAGAGAUCUAAUGUCUGUUAUCUUGCUUUUCCUGAUUCGAACUCUGGCUGUAUGGGGGAUACUCAAUAUCAUGUAAGAAUAAGGCAGAAUGGAACUAUGGUGCAAGAGACUGCAGCUUUAAAAGAAUAUGGUAGAAGAUCACCUCCAUUCUUGCAGUGUGAUAAAGAUUAUUAUUGGGGUUACGUCUAUUUUCGUCAAGUAAAAGACAAAUCCCUUCCAAGAGGAUAUUUCCAAAAGAGUAUUGUUAUUAUAACAAAACUGCCAUUUGUGAAUCUCUUUGGCGAGUUGUGUGCUUUAAUUGCCCCUGAGUUUUUUGAAUUGGGUAACACAGUUAUGGAAGUUAUAGUAAGGGAAAUUAAUCAAUGGCCUCCUCCAAUACCUGGCCAAGUAGUGCAUUUACCACUUAUAGGAGUUUUAUUUCAGACAUACAUCCCAAAUCAAAACUAUAAAGCAACCGCACCCACGAUUGCUGCCAUGGAUCAUGCGCCAAAUUUUCAUGCAACGCGAAGACUAAUUUUAACAUCCGUUUACGAAGGAGAUAUGUUUAGAAGUUUAGCUAGUGUUGUAAAUUAUGUACAUUUAUUAUGGGAGUUAGUAUUACUUAGCGAACCGAUAGUUGUUAUGGCUGGUUCACCUACUGGCUGCUCUGAAAUGGUCCAAGCACUCAUCGCACUAAUAGCGCCGUUAAAAUAUUGCGCCGAUCAUCGGCCUUAUUUUACAAUUCAUGAUUCUGAAUUUAAAGAAUACACUACAGACGCUCCAUCACCUCCCGCUGUAAUAUUAGGUGUAACCAAUCCGUUUUUCGCUAAAACUCUCCAGCAUUGGCCUCACAUUAUAAGAAUAAGCAAUGGAACUAAUAAUGAAAAUCAAAGGUACAAAAUAAAGAAAUCCGAGAAUCUCAAGGUGCUAGAUUCAAAGCCAGGAGUUUAUACGCAAUAUAAACCUUUCCUUCAGAAAGAUAAAGCUAUAUUGAAAAAGUUAUUUAGAGGUAUACAGACGAAAAGACCAGGGGAAGUGCAGACAGCUCUUUUAAAACGUCAUUUAAUAGAACUUACUGAAAGUUUUAUGAUACCUCUUGAAAGAUAUAUUGCCAGUCUUAUGCCACUACAAAAAGACAUAUCACCAUUCAAAGCUACGCCCAUACCUGAAUUAUUUAAUCCAGACGAUUUUUUAGCUACUCUAAGUAGCGCCGGACCGCAACUGACUACCGGCAUAAAAGGAGAUUGGGUUGGAUUGUACAGACGAUUUUUUCGAUCCCCUAAUUUUUCCGGAUGGUUUCAUAGUAGAUAUACUGAGCUAUCACAGAAGCUACAAGUUAUACAACUCGAAGCAUUGUCGCAAGCGGAUUUAAAAACUUGGGUGCAAGGAAAGGAAGAGGUAGAAUUAGUAGAUAUGAUUCUUCGAAUUCGACAAAAAUUAGAAAAGACUUAUAUCGAUGAAGUACCUAUAGGCAAUUCUGUACGAGAAAAACUGCAAGAAAGAAUAGACGAUAUUACUCAUACGUUGCCGGACGAUUUGAAAGAUAUUUUGAAUCGCGAAUCUUGACAUUAUGAUUACUUUAUUAGUUUUGAAGCUUGCUAAGUAAUUCUACUAUCAUCGGUACAUAAUAAAGCGAAUUCAAUUGAA
Molecule: messenger RNA, 2845 nt
Organism: Osmia lignaria (orchard mason bee)
Lineage: Eukaryota; Metazoa; Arthropoda; Insecta; Hymenoptera; Megachilidae
Product: protein DENND6A
Cellular component (GO): recycling endosome
Molecular function (GO): guanyl-nucleotide exchange factor activity
Source: RefSeq, a predicted model, not a curated record